UGACCUCAACUCUGACCUGCAGGGUGGGGAUCAUGCUUUCCCGCCUUGCAGAGGAGCUGCAGGGGUAGAGGGAGCUGCCUCGGUGCUGGCUCUUGUCUUAGAGUAAAAGAAACAGCUCUGAGUCUUCUCCCUGGGCGCCGGGCGAGUCGGGGACCUGGAAUGCGCCCUCGGCGGCCGGGAGCGGAGGAAGAUGCUGCAGGCCAGCGGCUACAGCCUGGUGCUCUCCCUGCAGCUCCUGUUGUUGACCUACGACCUCUUCGUCAAUUCCUUCUCGGAGCUGCUCCGCGCGGUGCCCGUCAUCCAGCUGGUGCUGUUCAUCAUCCAGGACAUUGCCAUCCUCUUCAACAUCAUCAUCAUCUUCCUCCUGUUCUUCAACACGUUCGUCUUCCAGGCCGGCCUGGUCAGCCUCCUGUUCCGUAAGUUCAAGGGGACCAUCGUCCUGACGGCCGUGUACUUCGCCCUCAGCAUCGCCCUCCACGUCUGGGUCAUGAACUUACGCUGGAAAGACUCCAACCGCUUUGUGUGGACAGAGGGGCUUCAGACGCUGUUUGUGUUCCAGAGGCUAGCGGCGGUGUUAUACUGUUACUUCUACAAACGCACGGCCAUGAGACUGGGUGACCCUCGCUUCUACCAGGACUCCGUGUGGCUGCGCAAGGAGUUCACGCAAGUCCGAAGGUGACGCGUCACACUGAUGGGUGCCUCCUGCCUGGCAGGGGCCACAUGUGGAUCUCCGAGGGGGACGAUGGCCCUGGGCCUGGGACGCAGCCGAUAGGCUCAGGCCAGUUGUGUCCAGCAGCGGAGAAGCAAGAUCCCCCCUCUUGCAAACUCAGGUUCAGGUGCAGACUCCAGGCCAUGCAUAGCCCACCCCGGCCCUCUCGGCUCUGCCCGCUCCUCUCCCCCCCUCCCCAUCCAC
Myotis davidii is the source of this 913-nucleotide messenger RNA. RefSeq names its product transmembrane protein 138 (gene TMEM138). Lineage: Eukaryota; Metazoa; Chordata; Mammalia; Chiroptera; Vespertilionidae. The record is from RefSeq and is a predicted model, not a curated record. Bases 191 to 679 code for a protein of 162 amino acids. The transcript is spliced from 5 exons. Gene Ontology annotation, cellular component: cilium.